UUCAGGAUUGUAGAGGUAGAAGACACGAGCAAAAUAUAAUGAACCUCGAUGAAAAAUAUUUAAAUUAAAAUAUCGAUUCAAUAACAAUUGUAUCGAUCCGAUACCAAUACCAGUGUUGGCAUCGAUACUAUCGAUAGAUUCUGGCAGGGAGUCGGAAUUCGGCACAAAACCGUUUCCGACACAGCAUUUGUUUCACUGUACAUCAAUUAUUAUUUUUUAUUAUUGUAAGGGGUAGGUUUAGGGUUAGGUAGGCAAGACUCGUCAUACAAUUACAUGACACCAAAGGAUUUUUGAAAAAAAAAAAACACGAAUGAUCAGUGACUUUCACUUUCACUUCGAGUCAGGACAACCUAUAUUCUCCAUAGAACCUGCGUUCAUUUUUUUUGUGGAAAAGUGGUGAAAAUGAAGAUCUCCGUAUUACUCGGAAUGUGUGCACUCUUCCUGUCUGCUGUUUUCAGUGCUGGUGAAGAAGUAGUGUCUGUUUCUGUGCCUGUGGAGGGAGAUCAGGUCACUUUAAACACUGAUGUGACAUUAACCUCUCAACAAAGAAUUAAAUGGUACUUUAAUAACAUUCGCAUCGCUCAGAUAAAUGGAGGUCAGAGUGAGAUCUGUACAGAUGAGUGUCCUGAGACACUCAGAGACAGACUGAAGCUGGAUCAUCAGACUGGAUCUCUGACCAUCAUGAACACCAGAAACACAGACUCUGGACUUUAUCAACUACAGAUCAUCAGCAACAGCAUCAGUGAAAAGAUCUUCAAUGUUACUGUCACUGGUGCGUCUGGUGCGGAUAGAGAUGAGUGUGUGAUGGGGGGAGAUUCAGUAACUCUAAACACUGAUGUAAAAACAAACCAAAAUGACAGAAUUAAAUGGUUUUAUGGUGACACUCGCAUCGCUCAAAUCACUGGAGAUCUCAUCUGUACAGAUGUUGAGUGUAAUGAAGGUACUGAGAGAUUCAGAGACAGACUGAAGCUGGAUCAUCAGACUGGAUCUCUGACCAUCAUGAACAUCACAAACACUGACUCUGGACUUUAUGAAUUAAAGAUCAUCAGCAUCAGAAGAAGCAGUGAAAAGAGCUUCAAUGUUACUGUUUAUGGUGUUUCUGCUGCUGAACGAGAUGAAAUCAAGAGAAAGUCAGUGAAGGAGGGAGAAUCUGUUACUUUAUAUCCUGGUGUAAUGAAAAACCCAAAUUAUUUAAUGACCUGGUAUUUUACUGACAUUUGCAUCGCUGAAAUCAUUGAAGAACCCAGUAAGAACUGUACAGAUGAUCAGUGUAAUAAUGGCACUGAGAGAUUCAGAGACAGACUGAAGCUGGAUCAUCAGACUGGAUCUCUGAUCAUCACAGACACCAGAACCACUGACUCUGGAGAAUAUAAACUACAGAUCACCUGCAGCAAAAUCACCAUCAUGAGGAACUUCAGUGUUUAUGUCACUGUUGCAGGUCUGUCUGCAGGUGGAAAAGGAGGAAUUUGUGCUGUCCUGCUGAUUAUAGCUGCAUCUGUUUGUGGGUUUUAUUUUUACAAGCAUCGAGUAAAAAGAAAAGACACCAAUAAACAGCACAGUGAUCAGGUGAAUGAUGUUAAUGAUUCAUCUCCUGAUCAGAGUGAUGUUCCACUGAUGGAUGUUGCUCAUGAGAGGUCCUCUAAUCACACUGCUGCUCUAGUGAAGAACACUACCAGUGACUCGUCCUCUCAUCACACUGACCUUCUAGUGAAGAACACCACCAAUGACUCUUCCUCUAAUCACACUGCUGCUCUAGUGAAGAACACUACCAGUGACUCGUCCUCUAAUCACACUGAUGCUCUAGUGAUGAACACCACCAGUGACUCGUCCUCUAAUCACACUGAUGCUCUAGUGAUGAACACCACCAGUGACUCUUCCUCUAAUCACACUGAUGCUCUAGUGAAGAGCACCACCAGUGACUCUUCCUCUAAUCACACUGAUGCUCUAGUGAAGAACACUACCAGUGACUCGUCCUCUCAUCACACUGAUGCUCCAGUGAUGGACACCACCAAUGACUCUUCCUCUAAUCACACCCAUGCUGUAGUGAUGGACACCACCAAUGACUCUUCCUCUAAUCACACCGAUGCUGUAGUGAAGGACGCCACCAAUGACUCUUCCUCUAAUCACACUGAUGCUCUAGUGAAGAACACCAUCAAUGACUUUUCCUCUAAUCACACUGAUGCUCUAGUGAAGAACACAACCAGUGACUCUUCCUCUAAUCACACAGAUGCUGUAGUGAAGGACGCCACCAAUGACUCUUCCUCUAAUCACACCGAUGCUGUAGUGAAGGACGCCACCAAUGACUUGUCCUCUAAUCACACCGAUGCUGUAGUGAAGGACGCCACCAAUGACUCAUCCUCUAAUCACACUGAUGCUCUAGUGAAGGACACCACCAGUGACUCUUCCUCUAAUCACACUGAUGCUGUAGUGAAGGACGCCACCAAUGACUCUUCCUCUAAUCACACCGAUGCUGUAGUGAAAGACGCCACCAAUGACUUGUCCUCUAAUCACACUGAUGCUCUAGUGAAGAACACCACCAAUGACUUUUCCUCUAAUCACACUGAUGCUCUAGUGAUGAACACCACCAGUGACUCUUCCUCUAAUCACACUGAUGCUCUAGUGAAGAACACCACCAGUGACUCUUCCUCUAAUCACACUGAUGCUCUAGUGAAGAACACCACCAGUGACUCUUCCUCUAAUCACACAGAUGCUGUAGUGAAGGACGCCACCAAUGACUCUUCCUCUAAUCACACUGAUGCUCUAGUGAAGAGCACCACCAGUGACUCUUCCUCUAAUCACACUGAUGCUCUAGUGAAGAACACCACCAGUUACUCUUCCUCUAAUCACACUGAUGCUGUAGUGAAGGACGCCACCAAUGACUCUUCCUCUAAUCACACAGAUGCUGUAGUGAAGGACGCCACCAAUGACUCUUCCUCUAAUCACACUGGUGCUCUAGUGAAGAGCACCACCAAUGACUCUUCCUCUAAUCACACCGAUGCUGUAGUGAAGGACGCCACCAAUGACUUGUCCUCUAAUCACACUGAUGCUCUAGUGAAGAACACCACCAGUGACUCGUCCUCAAAUCACAGUGAUGCUCUAGUGAAGGACACCACCAAUGACUUGUCCUCUUAUCACACUGACGCUUUAGUGAUGAACACCACCAAUGACUCUUCCUCUAAUCACACCGAUGCUGUAGUGAAGAACACCACCAAUGACUCGUCCUCUCAUCACACUGACCUUCUAGUGAAGAACACCACCAGUGACUCGUCCUCUCAUCACACUGAUGCUCCAGUGAUGGACACCACCAAUGACUCGUCCUCUAAUAACACUGAUGCUCUAGUGAAGAACACCACCAAUGACAUGUCCUCUAAUCACACAGAUGCUGUAGUGAAGGACGCUACCAAUGACUCUUCCUCUAAUCACACUGAUGGGAGUUUUCAGGAGUGAUGAUAUUACUGCGCAUGAGCUUGAAUUGCUUUACCGUAGAACGACUGGCUCUUUCAUCGGAAGACGUUGAUAGAAUGGCCAUAUUGGGCAUUGCAUUUUUCCCUGUUCAAAACUAUACAAAUUACACAUCUUGUGUAUUCUAUAGUCAUUGGUAUUAUCCGAUCUGUCGGGCUUACAUGGCAGAUGCAGAAGAGAGUCUGUGGGCCUUUUCUGAAACUUCGAUCUAAAAUCAGCGACACUCGUCUCGUUCAGUCCUGUUAAAGCGUUCUGUUACGGCCCGCCACAAUCAAAUCUAGAACUUGGUACUCGUGCAUUGUUUACUGCCAUGACGGCACACGUACAUUACAGAGACAUCUGUUUGAUGUCUGUUUUUGAUUCUGCAAGACUUAUAUUUCAUAUUGUGUCAAAAUACUCAUCUUGACGAGUAUCCUCAUAAAUUAUCUGAUGCGUCUUAAAUGAACGUAAACAGCAAGAAAUCACCUGUAUCAUUAUUAUAGAUCCACUCAGUCUUAAAAUGACAGCUGUGUCAUUAAUGUAAUUUAAACAACAAAAGCGAGAGUGAAGUCAUUGUUAGACCUGACUGAAGAACUUCAAGCACUGGUUUUAUUUUCCAUAUUUUUUCUAGUAUUUAUUUGUGCCAUUGGUUGUGAUUUGUUUAUUUGUUUUUGUUGUAUUACUUGACCUCACUUAAGAUGUGUUUGAUAUGAUUCGAUAAUGUUUGAACUUUGAAAGAAGCUAGUAGCUUAUUCUGAAAAACAUGCUUGAGGGUUUAACUCAAAAGGCAAAUGAAGACAUACAGUACAGUAACCAAAUGUGGGUUGUGUUUGAAUGAUGAAAUAGCAUGUGAAACACCUGAUGCCUUAGUCCUCAGGAAAAGUGAAACAGCACAUGAUAAAACGACAACAAAUUGUUUUAUAGUCUUUAUGCAUUUGUUUUAUAUCUUUGUUGAAAUGUGGAAAGAAUCCCAUUGAAACUUUGUGAACAAAACAUUUGUGAUAUUAUGAAUUGGUGCUGAAUAUUUAUGUAAUAACUGUAUUUCUUAAUUUGUUUUGUGUGUGUAUAAUCCUCUGAAAGAGCCAUUGCUUCUAGUUUAUAUAUAUAUAUAAUUUUUUGUAUUGUUUU
Molecule: messenger RNA, 4569 nt
Organism: Carassius gibelio (silver crucian carp)
Lineage: Eukaryota; Metazoa; Chordata; Actinopteri; Cypriniformes; Cyprinidae
Product: dentin sialophosphoprotein
Exons: 8
Coding region: 403-3447 (1014 amino acids)
Source: RefSeq, a predicted model, not a curated record